AUGACAUGGACAGUCUCCCUGCCAGCCACGGCAUCCGUCGCAAGUUUCGCCUGCUUUUCCGUCUCCCUCAACAUGGGCCUGAAGUGGAUGUGCCAGCGGCCACGUCCAAUUUGGCUGGAUGACGGCAGGAUAUCCGACGUUUGGAACAUUGGAUCACUGUGGGAAGCAGAUUAUGCAUUUCCCAGCGGUCACACACACGUCCUAUCCGGUAUUCUGGUUUGCAUCUUCUUUGCCUACGAGCUACCCCCUGCGUGGCUUUAUGUCAUGUAUCUGCUUGGGGCGCUUGCUGGGUUCUCCAGGAAUUAUCUUGGCGUGCAUUGGUGCAGUGAUACGGCUACAGGCUUCAUCAUUGGAUGCGUUAGUGGCACCCUGUGGGGGCUGCUAGACGUCUAUGGGCGGCUCAUGCGUCGUGGCGACCCGCUGCUGUCUGUUUGCGUCGGUCUGGGAGCGGCUCUGGGCAUGACGCUUCUGACUCUUCUGGGCCGUGCAGUUACCAAACCGGUGCAGUCCGAGCUGCGGGCAGAGUGGCAGGAAACUGCGGUCCAGGGAUUGCAGUCCGUCCACCCGGGACGGCCGAAGAUCCUACCCAGAGACACAGAGGCAGAUUCCACGCCCUCGCUGCGAACGAUCGCUCCGAGGCGCUGGAGUUGCUGCGGCUCCCGCCCACGCCGACUGCGGCCCCGUCGCCUGGUCUACACUGCAGGACCUGCGCUAUGUGGCGGACUUUGCCUUGCAAUGUCCGGCAUCUACUCUCGGGUCCUCCCCGCCACCGAGUUGGGGGCAUGCCUGUCAUUCCAUCCGCCCAUGUGGACGCUGCUGCUUCGCAUGGCGGUGGGCCUUGGAGGCGCCGGGGUGCUUGCGCUUCUUCUGCUGCUGUUGCCGCGGCAUCUUCUACGACAUGUGGGGUGCUUGGAUGAGAAGCACCGAGCAAAGCGUCAGGUCAUCUUGCUUUUUCCGUUGUCACUUUUUGCGCUGUGGACAUUCGCUGGUGCACCAGUCUUAUUCGAGGCCUGCAAACCUGCAUAUCACUGGGGGUCUUGUUGUGAUUGGAUGGAUCGGUGGGGUAGCAUUGGAGUUGGGCUUGGGGUGUCAGCAGUGAUCUGCAGGCCAAGCGCAGGCCUGGACGAGCCUGCAGUAGCCAGCGCCUUCCAUGUGCUAUGCGUGGCCGGAGAGGUGUGUGAGGCAGCGACGACUUCUGUUGCCUGUCCGGGCCCUCCGGGAUCGUUUUGUUCUGACAUUCCACGAGAUGCGUGUGUCAACAUCAAACUGUUGACCUCACGGAUCUUCAGAAAUGGUUUUGGAAGUGCAGUAUUUUUCGAGCUUGGCCAGUGGACAUCUCAUCAGCAACAUGCUUGCAUCACCUAG
Molecule: messenger RNA, 1365 nt
Organism: Symbiodinium sp. CCMP2456
Lineage: Eukaryota; Dinophyceae; Suessiales; Symbiodiniaceae
Source: the annotation of a GenBank genome assembly